Molecule: messenger RNA, 1156 nt
Organism: Apaloderma vittatum (bar-tailed trogon)
Lineage: Eukaryota; Metazoa; Chordata; Aves; Trogoniformes; Trogonidae
Gene: CLDN1
Product: claudin 1
Exons: 4
Biological process (GO): cell adhesion; bicellular tight junction assembly
Cellular component (GO): bicellular tight junction; plasma membrane
Molecular function (GO): structural molecule activity
Source: RefSeq, a predicted model, not a curated record
CCAUGUCACAUCAAAACUUCUUAGGAUAAAGGGGAGUCUGCAGGCCACUCGGGCUCUGAUGGUGGCUGCAAUACUUCUGGGCCUUGUUGCUCUCUUUGUUGCUGUGACUGGCAUGAAAUGCAUGAAGUGUAUGGAAGAUGACCAGGUGAAGAAGAUGCGGAUGGCUGUUUUUGGUGGGGUGAUCUUCAUCAUUGCAGGUUUGGCAGCGCUGGUGGCCACGUCAUGGUAUGGCAACAGAGUGGCUCGAGCCUUUUAUGACCCUUUCACCCCUGUCAACACCAGAUUUGAGUUUGGAUCAGCUCUUUUCAUAGGCUGGGCAGCUGCUUCUCUGGCCAUCCUGGGGGGAGCCUUCCUCUGCUGCUCCUGUCCACGGAGAGAAACUUCAUAUCCACCCACCCGAGGCUAUCCAAAAAAUGCCCCCUCCACAGGAAAGGAUUAUGUAUAAUGAAACAAAAGGAGCCGCUAGCACUGGUAGUGAAAGCAUUAUGGAGAGGACACUACAAUGCCGCUGUCCUGAGCAGAGUUCAGACUCUAGGUUCUGCCUUCCUCUUCUCCCCAAAAAUGUGUAUAUUUUUGUAAUCCUCUUUGCUACUGGACAUAACUUCUCCUUUCUCUCCCAGCCCAUGGAGGAAGGCUAGCCUAGGUUCAUAGGUAUUGCCACUGGAAAGAUAUGAAACCUCCAAGUUUGGGUUAAGUUUAGUAUUUGGGAGUAAAAGGGAAAAACAAUACUGUUUUUUAGAUGGAUGUUGGUGCUUUUUUAGUUGUUUUUUUUAAAAAAAAAAUAGAUGGUAACAAUUCAGUCCCAUAUCCCAUUAAGUUAGAGCCCAGUGUGGUGUGUAUAGAAGUUAAAGGAACACAUAUACAAAGUGAUGAAACCAAUAGCUUAAGGGGAAACAUAAUUUUAGGGAAAAGACUACAUGUAGGAAUGUUUGAAGAGAUCUAAAAUGCUCUUGUAAUGUUUUAUUGGUGUCAUUUUUAGCACCUUCUUUUAUGUGCAGAUUGACAUGACAAAGGGUCAGACACAAUUAAAUUGCUGUGACUUAACACAUUGAGACCUGUAACUGUCCAUGCACGUGCUGUUGGCCAGCAGAAGAUGCAGUGUAAAGUGGCUUGGCUUAACCGUAUGUCACGACUCUUGCCAAGAUCUUGUAAGUUG